AUGAAGACAGCACUGGCAACUCUUUUGCUAUCUGGGCAGGCGGUAUCAUCCGCUGUCAGCUUACGGCACGCAACUCGCCAGUCCUCACAAGGUUGCUCGUUUCAUUUAGAUUCGGCUGGCACAGUAAGUGAAGAUGUUGAAGAAGACCACACAGGCAAAUUGCAUCUUGCCGGCUCUUUUCAGCAAGGCGGGUUUACUCUAGAUGGUGGUAAAGUUCACGAUGCUCUGGGUAACCAAUGCUUUAUGAGAGGCCCGAAGUAUCAAUUCCAAUGUUACCAGAGCGGUGUCAUUGGCAACACAACUUUCACUGUUGAGGCCACCACGAACAACGGGACAUUGAAGCUGGUCUAUGAUGACGGUCCCGGUACAUACCUUGCUUGUUCCGCUGAUGGUAGCACGUACGAAAUCUACUCUACAUCAAAACCGGACACCACAGGUUGUCUGGAGGUAUCUUUAGUGCUGUCCGAAACCAACGGAGAGUGCACCGUCAGUGACUCGACAGUCAGCAGCCCAAACUCGACGUCACAGCAGAACGCAUGUGCAAGGCGUGCCGUCAGAAGGAACCCCCAAACUGUGAGUGUAGACGUUGAACCCUCAGAGCCAUCAUCAACCUGCUCUGUGUCACCGUCCGCUCCGUCGCUUACGCCUACCAGAAUCGGGUCUCCGGAUACUGAAAGCCCUGAUGGAAUGCGGGACACUGGCGUCAACGCGUCCAUCACUGCCACGAACAGUACGAUUUUCCGCUUCUCUAUUCCAAGGAGUUAUACAACUUCAGGUUACCAAUUGUGUGCAUUGCAAUUCCGGUUUCCAGUUUGUGGUAACCUACCUCAGGAUUAUCCUUGCUUCAAGUUCACUGGAUCCGAACAAGAAAUGCUGAGUGACUCAGGAAUGGUUUUCGCCCAGUUUGGAAAUGACACCCAGCUACCUACCUGGAACAAUACUGCCCUACAACAGAUCUACCCAGGAGACAACAAGACACUGGGUACAUUUGAGUGUGGGAACCGAGCGUAUGGAAAUGACACUCGAAAUGUGGCCUGGUUAGCUAGCAGUGUGAGGAAUUUCGGGCUGCAAUACGAACAAGCAGGAGUAGCUUCGUCGAAGUUCGAGGAUGGUGUCGGCGCUUUUAUUGUUCAGUGUUUGUAA
This is a messenger RNA of Truncatella angustata, 1143 nucleotides long. RefSeq lists its product as uncharacterized. The record is from RefSeq and is a predicted model, not a curated record. Bases 1 to 1143 code for a protein of 380 amino acids. Lineage: Eukaryota; Fungi; Ascomycota; Sordariomycetes; Amphisphaeriales; Sporocadaceae. The transcript has a single exon.